Molecule: messenger RNA, 914 nt
Organism: Chenopodium quinoa (quinoa)
Lineage: Eukaryota; Viridiplantae; Streptophyta; Magnoliopsida; Caryophyllales; Amaranthaceae
Product: eukaryotic translation initiation factor 1A-like
Exons: 2
Coding region: 205-642 (145 amino acids)
Biological process (GO): translational initiation
Cellular component (GO): cytoplasm
Molecular function (GO): RNA binding; translation initiation factor activity
Source: RefSeq, a predicted model, not a curated record
CGAAUUAAAAUUAAAAAACAAUAUAAAAUCGACCUCAUCUAUUUUAUUACUCGUAUUUCUAUUCUGAAUUCCGAAUUGAAAGAAAGAAGAAAAGAGGGAAAGGAAAACCUAGAAACACCCAAAUCAAUCAGAACCGUCCUUUCUAGGGUUUACUGUUAGAGAGAGAAAGCCCAAGCGAAAGAGAAGAGAGAGAAAGAGUCGAAGAUGCCGAAGAACAAGGGAAAGGGAGGAAAGAACAGGAAGAGAGGUAAGAACGAAGCCGAUGAUGAAAAGAGAGAACUUGUAUUUAAAGAAGAUGGACAGGAAUACGCUCAAGUUCUUCGUAUGCUUGGUAAUGGCCGAUGUGAAGCCAUGUGUAUUGAUAAUGCUAAGCGUCUUUGUCAUAUUCGUGGUAAGAUGCAUAAGAAAGUUUGGAUCGCUGCUGGUGAUAUCAUCCUCGUUGGUCUCCGUGAUUAUCAGGAUGACAAGGCCGAUGUUAUCCUUAAGUACAUGCCCGAUGAAGCCAGGUUGCUGAAGGCUUAUGGUGAGUUGCCCGACAACAUCAGGCUUAACGAAGGUAUCAGCAAUACCAUGGAUGAGGACGAAGAGGGUGAUGGUGAAGAAUACAUUGAGUUUGAGGAUGAAGAUAUUGAUAAGAUAUGAGCAAUCUAAGUUUGUUCUGCUUAAAAUGCAAUUUUACUUCUGCCGAACCUUUGUUGUCAACUACAUUUUCUGAGUUUGAUUAAAAGAAAUUGAUGUACUAAUCUCUUUACAUGCGUGAAUUACUAUUCGAGUGGUAAUUGUUUGAUAUUUAUGCUCAAGGCAUUUGAUGGCUCAAUAAAUAUACAGUCCAUCUCUAGACUAUCCUCCUUGUGUAGUUGUAUGUGUCAAAAAUAUUGCUCCAGUCUUCAAUUGAUUUAAAGAAUUUACUUGCC